UCCACGGUAGGAAUUUGCCUUCCUCACCUGCUUCUCAGGUUCGACGCAGUGACUUCCUCCAAAAUAAACUGGACCCCCGGGCCCGCCAGCCGCGCCACCACUCCGUUAAGGAGGCGCUUCACUUCCGGGUGUCCCCAGGGGUGGAGGCGACCACCGCACGAAAGACAAGGGACUACAGACUUGGGACGGUCAGCGCCAUGGGCAGCAGCUGCCGCAUCGAAUGCAUAUUCUUCAGCGAAUUCCACCCAACGCUGGGACCCAAAAUUACCUAUCAGGUCCCUGAGGAUUUCAUCUCCCGCGAGCUGUUUGACACGGUCCAGGUGUACAUCAUCACCAAGCCCGAGCUGCAGAACAAGCUGAUCACUGUCACAGCCAUGGAGAAGAAGCUGAUUGGCUGCCCCGUGUGCAUCGAACACAAGAAGUACAGCCGCAAUGCCCUCCUCUUCAACUUGGGCUUCGUGUGUGAUGCUCAGGCCAAGACGUGUGCCCUGGAACCCAUCGUUAAAAAGCUGGCUGGCUACUUGACCACACUGGAGCUGGAAAGCAGCUUUGUGUCCACAGAGGAGAGCAAGCAGAAGUUGGUGCCCAUCAUGACCAUCUUACUGGAAGAACUCAAUGCCUCCGGCCGGUGCACUCUACCUAUUGAUGAAUCCAACACCAUCCACUUGAAGGUGAUUGAGCAGCGCCCUGACCCUCCUGUGGCUCAGGAGUAUGAUGUGCCGGUCUUCACCAAGGACAAAGAGGAUUUCUUCAACUCGCAGUGGGACCUCACCACACAGCAGAUCCUGCCCUACAUUGACGGAUUCCGCCAUGUCCAGAAGAUCUCUGCUGAGGCAGACGUGGAACUCAACCUGGUGCGCAUCGCCAUCCAGAACCUGCUGUACUAUGGUGUUGUGACGCUGGUAUCCAUCCUCCAGUAUUCCAAUGUGUACUGCCCAACGCCAAAAGUCCAGGACCUGGUGGAUGACAAGACCCUACAGGAGGCGUGUCUGUCCUACGUCACCAAGCAAGGACACAAAAGGGCCAGUCUCCGAGAUGUAUUCCAGCUGUACUGCAGUCUAAGCCCCGGCACCACUGUGCGAGACCUCAUCGGCCGCCACCCCCAACAGUUACAACACGUGGAUGAGAGGAAGCUGAUCCAGUUUGGGCUCAUGAAGAACCUCAUCCGGAGACUACAGAAGUAUCCAGUCCGGGUGGCUCGGGAGGAACGGAGUCACCCUGCCCGCCUUUACACAGGAUGUCACAGCUACGACGAGAUCUGCUGCAAGACAGGCAUGAGCUACCACGAACUGGACGAGCGACUAGAAAAUGACCCCAACAUCAUCAUUUGCUGGAAGUGAGGCCGGCUGGAGCAUAGUACUAUGGCUACUUGUCCAAGACACGUAGGCUGGUACAUACGGUCUGGAAGGUGAUCCUCGGUUUUGUACAUCAAGUCACCCAUUUCAUCCUGUGGAAUGCUGAGUCCUCAGCCAGCCACGGAAGAGCCGUGAAUGUGCAGGCCAUGCCAACUGGCCGGGCCUGGCUGGGGUGCCAUCUAGUGGGCAGAAAUGACAAUGGACAAGUAAACAAUAAGGUUUUGGUUUGG
This is a messenger RNA of Peromyscus maniculatus bairdii (prairie deer mouse), 1585 nucleotides long. It is a transcript of the gene Nprl2, whose product is annotated as NPR2 like, GATOR1 complex subunit. Gene Ontology annotation, biological process: negative regulation of TORC1 signaling; cellular response to amino acid starvation; positive regulation of autophagy. The record is from RefSeq and is a predicted model, not a curated record. Gene Ontology annotation, cellular component: GATOR1 complex; vacuolar membrane. Gene Ontology annotation, molecular function: GTPase activator activity. Lineage: Eukaryota; Metazoa; Chordata; Mammalia; Rodentia; Cricetidae.